This is a messenger RNA of Labrus bergylta (ballan wrasse), 1914 nucleotides long. The record is from RefSeq and is a predicted model, not a curated record. Lineage: Eukaryota; Metazoa; Chordata; Actinopteri; Labriformes; Labridae.
GUUCUGCUAAUUGUGACGAUGCGUCGGCGGAAGAAGGAGCCCCUGAUCCUGGAGGAGGAGAGGGACAUCAGAGAGAACAUUGUGCGUUAUGAUGACGAGGGCGGGGGAGAGGAGGACACAGAGGCCUUCGACAUGGUCACCCUGCGUAACCUAAACGUCAUCAGGGACCCCAACGUGCGGCGAGAUGUCACACCUGAUACUCCCACCUUCUUUCAUUACCCAUCAACUACUCGCCCAGCCUACAAAUCCCUGCCGGACAACGUGGUGUUUCGAGAGUUUAUUUGGGAGCGUCUUAAGGACGCCGAUGUGGACCCGUCUGCUCCCCCGUACGACUCUCUGCAGACGUAUGCUUUUGAAGGCAGCGGCUCUGUAGCAGACUCUCUAAGCUCAUUGGAGUCACUAAGUACAGAUUCAGAUCAGAACUACGACUAUCUGAGCAACUGGGGACCACGCUUCAAAAAGCUGGCCGACCUCUACGGGAACAGCGACAGCGCCGGUGUCUUCUCAUAGCCCCUCGAUGUCUCUCAACAUUUCUUGGACUUGGCAAAAAAAAUAAAAAUACAAGUAAUUUAUUGUCAGAGAAAAUGAUUUUGUCUGCCUUGGCGCAUUGGAGGAAAGGAUUCAAAGACAACACAAGAGAGAUUGAGAGAAAAACGCUUUGACUUCAAAGGUUUAGGGUUUGUUUACCUCCUUGUAUGGAUUUUCAAAAGCGUGCCAUGGUGAGUUUUGACAUCAAAAGUGACUCGACGGAGGAGGAAACCUUGUGUGCAAAAGACAUUAAAGGUUUCCGAGUUUGGGGUCCAGCCCAACCAUUGACUGCAGAAUGCAUACAUGUUGGAGCAUUUCUACGGGGAGGAACGUGUCCUUUCAUUCCAGCGAUGGGCAUGGGCCCAGCACCCUUUGCUUUGAUGCAUUCCUUUGCUAUCUUUGUGCUAAAAAAAAAAAAAAAAACGUUUCACAUGAAAUGCUGUGUCCCUGGCGGCUAAUCAGUAGUCACUUGACUGUUCAAUAUGAAUUUGACAACAUGAAAUCUAUGGAUUUUUUCUUUCUUUCUUCCUUUUUUUUUAGGGAUGGUUGUGGAGCAGGUUGGUGAGAUGUUUUUUCAUAAACAUUUAAACACAGAGGCACAUUAUUCAUGGACUCUGUCAUACCUCGCAACACUAUAUGAGAAGUGCAACUGCACACAUACAGUAUAAACUAGUAGUUGAUGUGCUAAGGAAGUGAUGUGAAGACAUACGUUGUGCAAAUAAUAAAAAAUAAAGAAUGACACUCAGUCAGUUUGAUGUCUCCACUGGGCGAAACAGGAUUGAUAUCAUUUCUCUAAUUCUCCUAACAAUACAUUUUGCAGAUGUUGCAAUGUAGUGUUUGUCUGAGUCUGUUUUUUCUUCCGCCUUUCUAUUUUCCAACUCUGAUGUUUCUUUUUCUGAGCUAUUCCGUUGUUCUGCUUUUGUAUGAUGCAAGGGGGCUGGAAAAGUCCGCUUGUUGUUUUUGAUAGCGAGAUUCACGCAAACUAGACCCAAGAAAAUCGUUUUUGGUCUGAGAGGUGAAGUUGCAGUUUUGUCAAGUAAAUGAAAUUUGCUUCUGUAGUUUGCAGAGUCCAGCAUAUAUUGUCAUUCAAACAUGAAGUCAAUGAUGUCCAUGGUUUUGUUUAUUGAUGGUAAAGGACACACUGUAUGAUAAUAUUCAUGCGCCGCAUUGUGCCCACUUUGUUUCUCCAGCUUAAAAAAAAGUUCUGUUAUGAUUGGGUGUCGACAUGUACAGCCGAUAUGUAUUAUUAUUAUUAUUUAUUUUGAAGGCGCAGAAUUGUGCAAAUGAUGUUUUUAUCCUUUUUUGCUGAAAAAAUAAAAUUGACAUUCGGUUCUGUAAAAGACUGAGGGGAUUUCUUUCAGUCAAUCUGAGCAUAAACAAGUGAGU